Heterocephalus glaber (naked mole-rat) is the source of this 2500-nucleotide messenger RNA. Lineage: Eukaryota; Metazoa; Chordata; Mammalia; Rodentia; Bathyergidae. The record is from RefSeq and is a predicted model, not a curated record.
CAUGCUCUCUGCCCUCUAGGAGCCUGGUUUAGCAGAAGAAACCCAUAUAUUGCCCUACUGUGUUACACAUCACAGAUCCUAACACUUGGCCAUGUAAGGCCCAAAGGAUGCCUAUUUGGGGGAGGACCUGGGAAAGUUCUAGAGAAAACCACUGAACUAAAUCCUUAAGGAUGAACAAAAAUUCUUCAGUGAGAUGAAGGAAUUGCAAGCUGGUGCAAACAUUGAAAACCAUGGAAUACCACAUUGUGUUGAGUCCCAAAAUUCUACACGGCUGCAUUUGGGUAUGAUUUGGGUAAGAGGGAGGAACAUGAGGGUGGAGAACAAACAGGGGCUGACCUCACAACUUUGUACUUUACCCUACACAGAAGGGUAGCCUAGAAAAAUCCGAAUGAGGGUAAUAAAGUGAUUGGUUUACACUUUCGAAGAUUACGAUCCGAUCCGUGGCUUCAUACUCCACAACUCCCACCAGAGGGCUGUCCUCUCUCACCAGGGGUCCUCACUCACGCUUCUCCAGCAUUCAGACAACUUGCCCCCUUUUCCCAGCCUCGGUCAGUAUAGUCACCCCGCCGUCGUGCGAUCCCGCCCCCCUUUCUAGCGCUCCUGUGGUCUGACUUCGGCAGCACUUUCCGGCAGGUGACUGGGCACUCGCUGUCACCGCAGCGGCCUCCCUCAACGUGACCUGAGAAUCUUCCCGAAGGGUGACAGACCAUCGCAUUUGCCUCAGUUUCCUUCUCUCAUGUGGGGAAAGGUCUGGCUCCCAGUCCACAGGCAGCUGGGCGUUAAGUACCAGACGCUUGGGGAGAGCCGGGGAGAGCCGGGGAGAGCCGGCACGGAGCAGACCCCAGCAUCUCUAGUGACGGGGACAAGCGCCGCCAGCUCCGCCCGGAGACUCUUGCGGGCGAGCUAGCGAGGAACAUGAAGGCGCGUGGUGCGCGACCGUGGCCUGCUCACCGGUGAACGGCACCGAGCCCCGUGACUUGCCGGUUGGUGUCGGUGACAGCAUGGUCUUCUGUCUGGAAAGCGAGGUGCUGCGCCGCCCGCUGCGAAGCGCCAUGGUCCACUUCCAAGCUUCAGAAGUCCAGCAGCUGCUACACAACAAGUUCGUCGUCAUCUUGGGGGACUCCAUCCAGAGAGCUGUGUAUAAGGAUCUGGUGCUUCUGCUCCAGAAAGACUCGCUGCUCACAGUUGCCCAGUUGAAAGCCAAGGGGGAGCUGAGCUUUGAACAGGACCAGCUGGUGGCUGGGGGCCAGCUGGGUGAGCUGCACAACGGGACACAGUAUCGUGAAGUCCGCCAGUUCUGCUCCGGUUCUGGCCAUCACCUUGUGCGGUUCUACUUCCUCACCCGAGUUUACUCUGAGUACCUGGAGGAUGUUCUGGAGGAGCUGACAUAUGGGCCUGCCCCGGACCUGGUGAUCAUCAACUCUUGCCUUUGGGAUCUCUCCAGGUAUGGCCGCUGUUCAAUGGAGAGCUACCGAGAGAAUCUGGAACGAGUAUUCAUACGCAUGGACCAGGUGUUGCCAGACUCCUGUCUGCUGGUGUGGAACAUGGCGAUGCCCCUGGGAGAGCGUGUCACUGGAGGUUUCCUACUGCCAGAGCUCCAGCCCCUGGCAGCCACUUUGCGACGGGAUGUGGUUGAGGGGAACUUCUAUAGUGCUACACUGGCUGGGGACCACUACUUCGAUGUUCUGGAUCUCCACUUUCAUUUCCGGCACGCAGUACAGCACCGUCAUCGAGAUGGUGUCCACUGGGACCAACAUGCACACCGCCACCUCUCACACUUGCUUCUGACCCAUGUGGCCGAUGCUUGGGGCGUAGAGCUGCCCACGAGGGACCAUCCCCCUGAACCAUGGAUUGAGGACUGGCCAGAGAUGGAUCAUCCGUUCCAGGGAAGCCAUAGGCAGCCCCCAGACUUCGGGGAGCAGCUGGCCUUACCCCCACCCCCACCCCCUCCUUUACCCCCUCCUAUGUCUUUUUCCUACCCUCUUCCACAACCUUCACCACCUCCCUUGUUCCCACCCCUGCCCCAGGAUACCUCUUUUUACCCAGGCCAGCCCUUCCCACCCCAGGAAUUCUUCAGUUAUAAUCCAAUAGAAGACUUCUCGAUGCCACCCAAUUUAGGGUGUGGCUCUCGAGUGAACUUUGUGCCUGGUCCCCUGCCACCUCCAGUCCCUGGCUCUGUCUCCCACGGUCAGCACCGGGGCCCAGUGGUCCACCGGGGGAUGCCACGCUGUGUUCCCAACAGCCCCUACCAUGUGCCAAGAUUGGGGGGUCUCUGUAGACGACUCAGGCACUCAGACAGACUGAUCCACACAUACAAACUGGACAGGCGAGGACAUACCCAUUCAGGAACAUGGCCUGGGUAGAUUGGAUUUGGGGCUGGGGCUGGAUGUGCCAAUGGCCCUGCGGGGCCUGCCUGGCACACAAGUGCUGGGCCAGAGUGUUUGCUAUGCCUGGCAUUAUUCUUGUCCAUUGCUGUUACCAAUAAAGGCAUGGAAGGAGA